CUCUUCUUAUUGGGGAAGAAACUGGACUGUCACUGCGAGAAUUAGACUGUGAUUGGUCUUUGCAUCCAGGGGAUGAGUUUCCUGGGCGCGCGGUGCCUGAUGGACGGCAGCUAACGGAUUGGCUAAAGGGAAGCUUGUUGUAGGAUUGGCUGCGAACCGAGCGCUGCAUGGCAGCUUCCUCUUAGAUUUUGUGCCCAGUGGGCGUCCGACAGCCUUGUGAAGUGGUGCUAUUAUGUUCCCAUUUUACAGACGAAGAAAUUGAGCCUGAGAGUGGUUGACUAAAGACUUGAUUUCUGAUAAGGGGAAUUCAGAAGCCAACAGAACAUUUAGGAUGAAUCCAGGAAGAUGUGAGUCUCUGGAUGACUUGCCUGACCUCUACACGAUCUUCAGAGGAGAGUACUAAGGAGUACAAAAAUGACAUUACCUAAUAAUACAAAAAAUUGGAGGUUGUUACAGUAACAGAAUAUGGAGCCUUUAUCAAAAUUCCAGGCUGCAGAAAGCAAGGCCUCGUCCAUCGGACCCACAUGUCAUCCUGUCGAGUGGACAAGCCCUCUGAGAUAGUGGAUGUUGGUGACAAAGUAUGGGUGAAGCUUAUCGGCCGGGAGAUGAAAAAUGACAAGGUUAAGCUGUCCCUUUCCAUGAAAGUUGUCAACCAAGGGACUGGGAAAGACCUUGACCCCAACAACAUUGUUACCGACCAGGAAGAGAGGCGAAAGAGGACCUUCAAGGAUUACACAGGACAGAAGAUCACUCUUGAGGCUGUCCUGAACACAACCUGCAAGAAGUGUGGCUGCAGAGGUCAUUUUGCCAAGGACUGUUUCAUGCAACCAGGGGGAACCAAAUACAGUCUAAUACCUGAGGAAGAGGAAGAGGAAGAGGAAGAAGCAGCAGCAAAAGCAGAGGUCAAGGGAGAAGAGAAGUCUGUACACACAGAAAAAUCUUCCCGGAAGAGAAAGAAAGAAAAGAAAAAGAAAAAGAAACUCAAGAGCAAGAAGGAGCCUUCCUCCAGCAGCUCCGACUCAGACAGCAGUGAGGGUCAGACGGCCAGCAAGAAGGCCAGACACCUGGCAAGGGAAAGCAAGAGGAAGAUGAAAAAGCACAGGAAAAAGCACCAGGCGUAAAAAAGGGUGAACUUCCUUCCCUCCCACCAGAUCCUCCUGCAACAGUGCCCUGACUCCAGACUCUGGCAUGUAUGCCUGGCCCACCCCUGUCCCCACGGGCCAUCCCCUCUCCCAGCCACAUUCUCCAUAGAGCCCCAUCUCAGUUAUUGGCUUGCUGCCUCCAGGCAACCCCUGCAAGGGCUCUUCCCCACCCAGCAGGCCUUGUUAACCCCUGGAGCUAACACUUUUUUGUCCAGUGGUGGGUCUGGUUCCUCUGGCCCAGCCUCAGGGUUUGAGGCUGGCUGUAGACCCCUGACCAUGGACACUGCUACAGGAAGAGAGGUGCUUUUUUUCCCUAACGUUUUUUAUUUUUUCAGUUACAUGUAGAAGGUUUUAAGAGGCCUGCUUUUCAAUCAAGGCAGGAGUGCAGAUGGCCACUAUCAGCCCUGGCCAGUCCAGAGCCAGGCUUCUUCCCCGGCCUGGGGCCAGGCAGCCCCUUCCCGUUCCCAUCACAUUCAGCAACAGGAGAAGGACAGACAGCACCGGCUUGAUCAGAUUCUGGGAAGAGAUUGUUUGCAAGGAGUCAGCUUGUGGUCUCAUCCCCUUAGGUCAUUAAAUCUGAGAAAUGAUGCUGUCACACAUAGGGCUAUUGUUCAGCGCCAGCACUGAUGAUCGGGCAGGUGGCUGAGCACCAAGGUUACUUCAUUUCCUCCCUCAGCUGCCACCACUAACUAGGACCUUUGGCUUGGUGCUUUAACACUUAAUGGCCUGGGGAUGUCCACACUAAGUCAGGUACCAACGUGGAGAGCCUCUGGCCUGCCUAAGGAAGAAUGAUCCUGCCUAGACAGAUCACAGCUCUUGUGCCUCUCAGCAGUUAGACCAGGCCUGCGCCCCCCAAAAGAAAAAAAAAAGCCCUAAAAACAAUUUCUAAGGAUGGAGAGUUUUCUAAAAACCUUAUUAUCAUCUUCAGGGUGACUCAGAGUCUGCCUUGCUAGAUGCUAGUCCUUCCCUGUGUUUUUAUGGAGGCGUCCAUGUUGCCAGGAGCUUGAGCAGGUCCCCGUCCCACUGCCAGCCUUUGUGGGUCUCCCCAAACCUCUUAGUAUAACAAAUUUCCCUUCUAAUUAGCAAACAGCUCCCAAUCUCUGGAGGUGUGUGGCAGAGACACAGAGGGAGUGUGUGUGCCUGUCCCACCCGGCCCCAGUGUGAUGAGCUCAGAGCCUUCUGUUGGCACUUCCCUCUGAAGUCUGCACAGUUAGCUCACGGCCCGGGCCACGACGAGUCAUUUCUCUCCAUCAGUCAUUCUGAGCCCCAGUGCCGGGGAGGGAGGAUCCUGGUGCCCAGCCGUGGAAUAGAAGGCCGAGAGCCUCAGGAAAGCUAGGCCAGGCCGUGCUGGGCAUCGGGAUCUGACCCAGGGCUUGUGGCGAAGCCUGGGAAAGCACUAGGUUGUCUAUGCUGGUGUGAUCCAGUGCGAAAGAGAAGCCUGAGGGGGAGAUGAUGAUUGUCUUCAAAUAUUUGAAGAGCCACCAUGUGAAAACCUGGACCCACUGGUGGGCGCAAUGUGAGCCUAUCCUCAGGGUAAGGGCAAAGGCCCCAGCCCUCUCUCCAGGCUCCCUUGACACAGAGGACAAUUCCUCCAGGGUGGGGGCACAAGUGGGAAACGUGGGGGUGGCCCCUUCUGCCUGUGAGAUUAGUCUUUAAAGGGUGAUGAGGUGUAGAAGGUGUCAGCAGUUGGGGAAAGAAGAGCGCUGUAGAUUCAGACGGGCCUGUCCAUUAGACAGCGAUCUUGCUCCAGCUGCAUGUGGCUUGGAAUCAUUGCUACUUGCCCUUGGUUUCUGACCAACACCUAACUCCCGGGCCCGGCAGCCUCUUUGGCCACUCCAGGCCAAGCUCAAGGACACCCCCCAACAAAGGCAGUAAAGCAGCUGUUGCACCCGAGACUGACUGUGGGAUCUGCUUUAUUGGCUUUGGCCCAGCCAUCAGAUGCCAUUAAAAAAAAAACAACAAAAAACCACAACAGAAUGGGCUUCAACUAGGACCAGGACAGCACCAUGUUUUCCAUUUCUGGAGGGUUCCUUGACCAGAGUCAAUUGGUACAAAACAUGGGGGUGGGGAGGGGAGAUGGGGGGAGUGAAGAAAUGAGGCAAUCUGGUGUUGAGUUCUGUGGUAGGUGGCCAUCGGCAGAGUUGACAAUGAACAGGUGGCCUGGGUUCAAGCAGUUUCCUUCUCAUAGGUCCUAACACAGACCACACUGCCGUGGGUUAGUGUCUGGAAGAAAAGAUAGCAUUGUUAAGAAUGCUGGGAGCAGGGAAAGGAAUCCUGGGCAUCCUCUAAAGUUCAAGGAAAGGAGCAUUUGUCCUCUAGAGGAGGGGCUCUCCAGCUGUUCUCUGUGCUUUAUCUCCCCCCACCCACCCACCGCCCAUCACCACAAGGAGGUGGAGCCAAAGCCAGAGCCCAGGCCUGCAGAAACCUCCCCCUCCUUGGGGCAGUGGCAGCAUUCCUUCCUUUCCAUGAUGGUAAUGUAACUAUCCAGGCACACUGAGCAAAGAAGGGACCACCCCUGGGCAAACCUAGGAGCACCCAGAUAUUGUCCAUACCAGGAAAUGGCUCUACAACCCACCUGUGCCCUGUGACCCAAUCAGUGAGAUCCAAGUUACCCACAAGGCCAGCCUGCAACAUUGCUCCAUCCCUACCACAGGAAGGAGCAGCUCACAGCAAGCCCCCAGAAUGAGAUACUGUCCCAGUCUGGGAAGAUGAGGAUGAGAUCCCCACAAGGAUUAAGUAGGCCACAAUUAGCCAGAUGAGUGGGUGUUCCCAGCAGAGGUGGGUGAGUGAGGUUCAGGCCCUGGCAUCAGGAGGAUGGAGUACUUGCCUUGUUUGGGGGCUAUUUAGGGAACCCCCUAGGAAUCUUGUCUGGUUCUGUGACAAGCUGAGUCUCUUCCAGCACAACAGCCCCUGGGUCUGGGCUCUAACCAGGCCCUAUUUCAUGGACUUGGGAAAGAAGAGACCUCAGAGCUCUUUUAGUCUUUCCUCUCCCCGAAGCACAUCUCCCUCUACAACAUUCCCCUCUAAAUGACAACAGCUUCUGUGGGAGUCCAUUCCAUUUUGGAACAGCUCUAUUGUUAGGAAAAUCCUUCCUCUAUUGAUUGAAUUAGAGAGAAGCUGUUUAACCAGGAAGAGCUGAGUUCAAGUCCCUCCUUUGACCCUGGCUGGGAUCUUGGGUAAGUCCUGCAUUUUCUCAGGCUUUGGGAGCUUUCUAAGACUGAGCUACAGAGAAGGUGCCCACCUUUCUAUCUGCAUUGCUUUUGGAAAGAGAAUUUGACUCCUCUGAGCUCCAAGCUGUGUCAGAAUAUCCCAGGUUGAAACCCUGUACCUGUGCUUCUGUCUGUCUGAUUUCUGGUCUUGAUUGUACCCGCCAGGUACUAAUCCUUCAGCAAUGGCAACCCUUUCGGUAUUUCAAGACUGAAAUGAUUCCUCUAGGUCUUCAGGUUAACCUAUCCCUGAUUUCUCUGAUCAUUCCUCACGAAAAGGCUUCACGUCUCACCUUCCUGGUUCACCCUUAUCUGGGCACUUCAAUCAAUGGAAAGGAUGCUGUGUGCAGAGAUUGGAGACACUGAGGUUUGAAUCCUGCUGCCCCUGUGUUGCUGUGGGCCUCAGUUUUCCGUCUUUGUAAAAUAGAUUAAAAUAAAACAAAAAACCUGCAUACCCUCAA
Molecule: messenger RNA, 4809 nt
Organism: Monodelphis domestica (gray short-tailed opossum)
Lineage: Eukaryota; Metazoa; Chordata; Mammalia; Didelphimorphia; Didelphidae
Source: RefSeq, a predicted model, not a curated record